AUGGCCGAUCAUAUGAUGCAGGUUGAGCGUUUGUCAUCCACGACGGCUGCUCAGGUUUCGCAGCCCCUCACUGCGUCCGCCUCUGAGGCGGCCGAGCUCAAGACACAGAUUGUCGAAUUGUCGGCGACUAGUGCCGCUUUGCAGCUGCGCCGAGUUACCGACCCACCACCUCGAUGUUCCUUUAGCCGCGACCGUCGUCGCUUCCGCUCUCGCCCGAGGACCGCUAACCUAUGUUUGGCAAAUUUAUUUGGCGAUAAGGUGCGCCACUGUGUUCCACCCUGCUUCCUCAAGUCCCUGCAGGGAAACUUCUUGGCCGGAGAGUAAAUGUGAACGAGCUCUAUGGCAACUCUACCCGUCGCACAUUUUAUAUCUGUGAUAACACGAAUGGCAGACGUUUCUUGCUCGAUACUGGCGCUCAGUCGACCAGCCGACGUUGUCCCAAUUAUUGUCUUUCUACAGGCCAUAAACGCUUCUCCCACCGGGACUUUUUGAUCCUAGACCAUCUGCCUUGACAUUGGUCUCGGGCGAAUUUUCCCUUGGAUCUUUGUGAAGGCUGAUGUUGCUACUGCUAUCGUUGGUGCUGACUUUCUAGCGGCGUUAGACCUUCUGGUUGAUUACAGGCAGUUUCGGCUUUAUGGUCGCGCCACUGCCCUCUCCCUCAACGACUUUCACCCUUUCCCCGCCUCCAACCGUCUACCUGUCCUUCACCCAAACCUUGACUGUCAAUUCCGAAAAAUUUUUGCAAAACAGCCUACUUUCAUUAAGCUCCACGUUUCUGAAUCCUCAAUGCCCCAGGAUAUUGUUCAUCCUAUAAAAAGACUGGUCCUCCUGCUUCCUUUUGUCCUCGCCGCCUUGCACCACCACGUCUUGCGGCUGCAAAGGCUGAAUUUGACCACGUGUUGCAAUUAGGGAUUGAUCAACAGUCUGACAGUCUCUGGGCAUCUCCUGUGCACAUGGUUCCUCAACCACAAACGGAUGAUUGGCGUCCUUGCGGACAUUAAAGAUCUCUGAACAGUAUCACUAUGUCCGGUUGGUAUCCGGUUCCCAAUCUUCAGAACUUUGCUGGAGCCCUCUUUAGCAAAACCGCUUUCUCUGCGAUUGAUUUGGUCCGGGCUAUUAUGAAAUUCCGAUUGCGGCGAAAUAAACUCCCAAAACGGCAGUGGCGAUCUUUUUGGCUUGUUUGAAUUUAUGCCAUUUGGCCUCCCAAAUGCCUCACAGACUUUCCAACGUUUCAUUGACAGUGUUUUACAUAGCCUUCACUUGUUUGUGCUUAUGUUGACGAUGUUUAAGUCGCCAGCUGGGGUGCUAGUUAACAUCUUAAACACCUUACCCUACUUUUAGAUCGAUUUUAACAGUUUGGCGUCACCUUGCAUCAUCCUGCUAAAUAUGUCUUGAGAGUCACAUCUCUUGAGUUCUUAGGACAUCAGAUCGACCCAAAAGGCAUUCGGUCUUCUCACUCAAAAGUUGCCGACAGUCGGGACUUUCCACCCCCUACCUCGAAGCGUCAGCUGCAACGGUUUCUCGGUAUGGCGAACUUUUAUCGCCGGUUUCUCCCGAACAGUGCCAACAUCAUCCUCCUACUGACCAGUCUCCUCGCAGGUUCUAAACGCACAUUUGAGCUAACACCAGCAGCACUCACGUUAUCAAAGCAGGUUAAAACCCUUCUAGCUGAUGUCACCCUCCUGACUCACUGUUAUGCUGGUGUACCCAUAUCUCUGAUGGUCGAUGCUUCCAAUGUUGCUGUUGGCGCGGUUCUCCAAAAACGUCUGCCAGAUUCUACCUGGCUUGCUUCUCCAGGAAAUUAUUCAGAACCAAAACCCGCUACGGCACAUUUGGACGUAAACGUCUUGCCGUGAGGCACUUUCGGCAUUUACUUGAAGGUGGAGAUUUCACAAUUUUCACAAACCAUAAGCCAUUCAUUUUCGUUUUGCAUUUCCACUCUGACAAGCUAAACACCCCGGGUGAUUCGCUACCUGGACUACAUUUGUAAGUUCACUUCAGACGUCCGUCGUACUGACAGUUCACGGAAUGAGGUGGCUGACGCACUGUCCAGGCCAUUUAUCACUCACCUCCUGCUUUCACUCGGGAUUGACCUUGAUGAGAUGGCCGCUGAACAACGCCUUGCCGGUUCACCCUGUGAUGAGGAUGUUUCCAGACUCUAACCUUAGGAGCUACCACUGAAAACUGAUAACGGCACCAUUAUGUGCAACGUAUCCAUCCCGACCUAUCGUCCGUUUGUGCCACCAUCCCUUUGUCGCAGAGUUUUCUUCUCCCUACAUAAUUUAUCUCACCCUGGGCUGUACUCGCAUCCGGACGGCGGCCCAUCACCCGGCUGCCAGAAGGAUGGCUGAGCGGUUUCACUUCCUCACGCGCCGCGGAUGAUCCGGAGAAUUGGACAGACCAUCUUCCACUGGUCCCAUUGGGCAUCCGCUCCGCUCCCAAGUCGCACCUUGACUAUUUCGCGGCUGAACUAGUCUUUGGCGCCACGGUUUGAUUUCCUGGUGAGAUGGUCUCGCCAAAUCCUUUUGGUGCCUUCGAGGAUCCCAGCAACCUUCUGCACUGCCUCCAACAGUUUCUGCGGACAUGUUUUCCGGUUUCACCCAGAUCCUCGGCCUCUUUGUCUUUUCUCGAGAAGUACUUGGCAAUGCUGUCUCACGUCUACCUUCGAUGUGAUCAGUUCCCCCAGCCUCUGGAACCGCCCUAUGACGGCACAUUCCAGGUCCUCUCUCAAGGGACGAAGACAUUCCGCAUUCAACGCGUCAGACGUGAGGCGGUCGUGAGUGCGGACUGCUUCAGAGCAUCUGUUCCGGUCUUUCCGUCGGACGCGCCCUAUGAUCCCCACCUCCUCCAAUGUCCCAUACUUUCCCUCUUCCCCCUUUUGGCUACCUCCAACUGCCACCAACAACUCUAA
Messenger RNA from Spirometra erinaceieuropaei, 2911 nucleotides. The record is from the annotation of a GenBank genome assembly. Lineage: Eukaryota; Metazoa; Platyhelminthes; Cestoda; Diphyllobothriidea; Diphyllobothriidae.